AUGUCGGUGCCCACCUCGGAGCCGACGGCGGUAUCCACACCGUCGCCCAUCCACAAACGCACAACUCCCAACUGCAACAAAUGGGCUGAGGCUCAAGACGGCGAUUACUGUUUUAAGAUGGCCAACGACGCCGGCAUUGAGCUCAGCUCCUUCUACGAGUGGAACACGGUGCUGGCCAACGGCGACAGCGCCCCCAACGAGUACUACGGCAGCGGCCCCAAAACUUUCGCAAACACAAGCAGGGAUUCCGGCAAGCUGCAAUAA
Colletotrichum chrysophilum is the source of this 264-nucleotide messenger RNA. RefSeq lists its product as uncharacterized. The transcript has 2 exons. Lineage: Eukaryota; Fungi; Ascomycota; Sordariomycetes; Glomerellales; Glomerellaceae. The record is from RefSeq and is a predicted model, not a curated record. The coding region runs from base 1 to 264 and encodes 87 amino acids.